Talaromyces rugulosus is the source of this 1449-nucleotide messenger RNA. RefSeq lists its product as uncharacterized. Bases 1 to 1449 code for a protein of 482 amino acids. The transcript has 4 exons. The record is from RefSeq and is a predicted model, not a curated record. NCBI's taxonomy places the organism in Eukaryota, Fungi, Ascomycota, Eurotiomycetes, Eurotiales, Trichocomaceae.
AUGGCCAUUCAAAAAUUCGAAUCUACGUAUACAGCCGUUCUCCUGGAACUAUUCAAUGUGGUGGUGAAAACUUCAUUAGAUGAACUCACUGCCGUACCGCGCUUGGCUUAUCAGUCCCUAAUAUGCUACUCCUCGACUCUCCAGUACCAGCGUAAUGAAAUAUCCUACGAUGAAUACAAGCGACAUCUGGAGGCAGAGUGGAAUCUGCCGCCCCGUGUCAUCGAUACUAUGUUUGCGCAGGUCCGGGGGACUAUGACUGUCAACACAGACCUGCUCGAGCAGCUCCGUCGCCUAAAGACUACGACAGGUGGCCGGCUACAGAUCUACGCUGUCUCUAAUGCGUCAGAGAAAGACUAUGCCCACAUUCGGUCAUUGCCGGUAGACUGGACUAUUUUUGACCAUAUCUUCACAUCGGCCGAGAUGGGGAUGCGCAAGCCUGAGCUACGAUGCUUUCGCCAUGUGCUUCAAAGCACUUCUAAGUCGCCGCACGAAAUCAUCUUUAUUGACCCGGAGCCGGAAAAUGUUCUGACGGCGCAGUCACUCGGUAUGAAGGGCAUAAAAUCAACAUCUGCCGCGGAGAUCGAGCAGAUUCUGCACAAUUUGAUCCUGGAUCCACUAUCGCGAGCACGAUCCUUUCUGCAACAGCACGCAAAGCAGCUACACUCGGUCUGUGAAAACGGCACCAUUAUGAAAGAGAACUUUGCUCAAUUGCUGAUUCUAGAGGCAACAGGGGAUAAGACCCUCAUUGAACUGGAACAUAAGGACAAAUCUUCUACAUGGAACUUCUUCAUAGGGACUCCAAUCUUUACAAAAUCAAACUUUCCCGACGAUCUGGACACUACUUCCAUGGCCACCACUGUGCUAGGGAUAGAGGAGAAAGAAGCCCAUCAAUUACUAGAUCGGAUGCUACAAUACGUCAACCAGGAUGGCCUCAUCUUGACCUUUUUCACCGACCGCAAAAACCGCAUCGACCCUGUCGUGUGUGUGAACGUACUGACGCUCUUUUACACAUAUGGCCGUGGCCAUGAACUCGCGCCGACGCUGGAAUGGAUCCGCCAGGUGGUGAUCAAGCGUGCGUACAUGCAUGGAACCCCGUUCUAUCCUAACCCGGAGCAGUUUCUGUUCUUUUUAGGGCGGCUGCUUCGGCAUGUGCCACACCUCGGCGGUAUUUUCGAAGAGCUGCGACAACUUCUUCGCGAACGCCUGAAGGAACGACUGGGUCUACCUGCCGAUCCUAUCGCACUUGUCAUGCGCCUGAUUUCCUGCAACGAGAUGGGUAUACGGGAUGUUCGUGGAAUGAAUCGCCUGCUGGCCAUGCAAUGUGUGGACGGGGGAUGGGAGCCUGGGGCGAUGUACACAUAUGCGUCUAAGAACAUCUCCAUUGGAAAUCGCGGGGUGUCGACUGUGUUUGCCAUACAGGCAAUUGAAGGGUAUCGAAAGCGAUUCUAG